Perkinsus marinus ATCC 50983 is the source of this 3870-nucleotide messenger RNA. RefSeq lists its product as hypothetical. NCBI's taxonomy places the organism in Eukaryota, Perkinsozoa, Perkinsida, Perkinsidae. The record is from RefSeq and is a predicted model, not a curated record. Gene Ontology annotation, biological process: protein deubiquitination. Bases 1 to 3870 code for a protein of 1289 amino acids. Gene Ontology annotation, cellular component: cytosol; nucleus. The transcript is spliced from 33 exons. Gene Ontology annotation, molecular function: cysteine-type deubiquitinase activity; cysteine-type endopeptidase activity.
AUGUCCCCCUUACCUGAGCAGUCGAGAUCGGCGUUGGGUUAUGGCGAUUCGCCAUCUAAUACCUCACUACGAGCAUCCAUUGAUGCUGCCAAUAUGGAGCUUCUGCUUCCCAGACGGAUAGAGUUCGUAAGGGCCAGUGCACAGGUCACUGCCAAGAGUCUGUCUGGUCUCGAUAAGAAAGACGAUGCACCACAAAGGCCUAAUAAGUGGGUAUUCCCAGAGGGUGGACUGGAGCAGUAUCAUGGCUGGCGAACGUCUAAAUCCUAUGGUGCUGGUCUGAGGAAUCAAGGCAAUACAUGCUACCUCAACUCAACCCUCCAGUGCCUCUCUUAUGUGAGUACCUUCGCCCAAGCCAGUGAGGCUAAGAUACACGAAAGAACUUGUCCGAGGAAACGGGCGGGUGUUUGGUGCGGACUCUGUAACCUAUCUAACCUCGUUUGUCGAAUACAUCAAAGCCAUGGUGGUCAUUUAUCCCCCACAGAGGUCCUACGCCAUCUCAACCUCUACUUUGCCCGCUUCCGCCCGGGUCGGCAAGAGGAUGCACAUGAUGCCUUGAGGCAGCUCAUCGACACGUGUAUUCGCAGCGAAGCCCUACCAGCAAAGAUCUCCCCUUCAGCUCAGAAUAAGAAGGCUCCUUUUGUACAUCCAUCGGUGUCACAGACUACUAUGCUGGGACAAAUGUUUGGCUAUCAUACCGCUCAACGUAUACAAUGUGCCAACUGUGGACACGUGUCUUGUACCUUCCAUUUCGAUAUGGAUAUCAGUCUAUCGAUCUCUAGAUGCCGUACCAUAGAUGAAUGCCUUACACGUUAUUUCGCCCCGGAGAUCUUCAAGGAACAGAAUGCUUAUAAGUGUGCGAAGUGUAAACGUAACGUGACUGCAAAGAAGAGUACCCGGCUGUAUGAUGCCCCUAUGAAUCUCACCCUCAGUCUCAAGCGCUACUGUUAUGGCCGCUUCGGUGGUCGACGACAGAAGGAUGGUCAUUAUGUGAAAUACGAGAAAGAGCUCGAUCUUUCUAAGUUCAUCGCUGAUCAUGGAGCAUCUACUCCUGGUGUCUCCAACAAAUAUACACUGUCUGGUGUAUUGGUCCAUUCGGGUGCAACACCGCAACUAGGGCAUUAUUAUGCAUUCGUUCGUAACCCUGCUGGAUUCUGGUAUUGUUGUGACGACGAGUCCGUUACCCCAGCUAAGGAGCAUACUGUCCUCUCACAACAAGCGUAUAUAUUGUUCUAUGAGAGGAAGCGGUCAAAGAAGGAUAGUAAGAGUCAGCGUCAUCUCAGUGUUGAGUCAGAGCCGACAGUAUCGACAACGAGCACAGAGCAGAAUAAGGCGAAGAAGGCAGUGCCUGCUCCCCUUCAACAGCAUCAGUCCCUCUUCUACAACUCCCUCACUACCCCUCCUGAUACCCCCUCUACGACGGCUGGGGAGUUGGAUAACCACGCUGCGGCCCCGACUGAUCGUAAGAGGAAGCAUGCAGUAGAGGAUGUGGAGAGUCCUCAGAAGAAGGCACAUGUUGAUGCAAAAGGAGAGACAUGUAUCUUAGCCAUCCCAGCCGUGCCUUGUUGUAUCACUCUCGUCGUAGUACCUCCUGCUGCUGCUGGCCUGCAGCAAGCUGUCUUUGUCCGUAUGCAUCCUCCAAAGUUUGGUGAUGAGGAGAAGUCAAACGAUAACUCUGAUCCUGAUGAGGAAGAGGAUCUGCCUUCUGAACCUGUCGCCAAUCAAGAAGAGGAUCCUGUUGUCGGGCAAGCGACGAAGUUAGCCGAGGUUGUAAGGGUAGAAUCCUGUGGUACUGCUGCUACUAUCAAGCCUAAGGAACGAGCCUCUCUAGCGAGGAGUGUUCGCUCUCAAUACGGCGCUAAUAAGGUAUCCUCAUGGGAUAGUGAUGAUGAUGAGGAGAAGGAGGAAGGUAGAGAGGAGGUAGAGCGGGCUAGGAAGGAGGCUAUUAUACAAGCCCAGAGGCAACUACAACCUAAGAUAGCAAUGAGAGACUCUCACGAUAGAGAGUACGAUAAGGGGAAGAAUAGGCACAAGGUUCGGCAACAUGUUGAGGCUAAGGACAACGAUUUCGCUGCAGCAUACAAACGUGCGAAGGCUAGGCUUCAUGGACCACGAAACAAGCAGCAGUUGAUGCGGGAUAAGCGCCCUGCUACUCGACAUAAGGAGGCUCUGCCAUGUCGGACACCGAUCUAUACUACAGCUGCAUGCAUACUUACCUCAAGUAAGGUCAGUCUGCUAUUCGGUCUGAGUGGUAUGAGGUUACGUCGAGGCGGCAGCAGUGCUGAUGGGGAGUACGCUGCAAGUAUCAUUGCAAAGGAAUGCAGAGGAAUGGUGAAUAGCACCCCAAGUGGGCCAGUGUCCGAAGGGGACUGUGCGACUGUCGACGCUUUAUUAGUUAUUACCGAUGUCACAGGAACGGUAUUCAUCUUACUCACAUGCCUCAUGUCCCUCUGUACUGUAGCAACCUUUAUAGUCACCGGUACAUCUAGAUUCGGUUACCGCAGACGGUUAAGCGCGAUAUUUGUUGAGCCCAACCGAGCUGAUAAGGCCAUGUGUAUUGUUAAAUGGGCUACAGGCAUUGUCAUGGCUCUCCUAUUCAUUACCUUUGCAUCCCUUAUAGCACUUUUCCCGGCAACACUUUUAGUGAAGAAGGUUUGCCCAGUAGCAAAGCAGGUAGCGGAGCAUCAACAUAUGCCAACAGCAGUUCUACCCUUCAUAGUUAGUGGAAGUACCCCUAGUCCUACCUCAUUGGGGGCAGCCCUUGUGGUAGAGGGGAGUGAAGGGUCGCACCAUCCUAGUAUAAGUGCUUACUUGGCCUUGACGGCCUGUAUUUUCUUUCUAUUCUCCUCAGUAUUCAUCCUCUCUCGGAUGGCUAUUGUGACGUGGUGUAUGGAGUUAUGCGGGGAAGUUGAGUUCGAGAUGGGGUAUGAGAGUGAGGAGGAAGGCAAUGCUUUCGAUGAUGGAGGCAAUGGAGAGAGAGAAGUUGAUAGAGCUGCGGAGGCACGAGGACAGCUUACCCCUAGUGGACGGCGUGCCCGGCUUGAGAGCAUCGUAGUGUAUGAUCCAGCUGGCAUGAAGUCAAUGGGUGAGGUGCUGAUCAUCUGUGGGUAUAUGAUGUUGUUCCAAGCUCAUUAUGGUCUAGCUCCUGAAGCUCCGGAUGGUAGUAAUAUCACCAUACCCCCAUCUGGCGGCCUCUUCUCCAACCACUGCUCAUGCGCUGCUCUUGGCGACUUUAUCCGGGAGAAAGCUCUGGCGGAGAUAGAUGCCUCGAUACUGAGUAGGAAGGCUGAGGAGAGGAUCGAAAUGGGAAGACUAAAGAGGCUGGCAACGCAGUACACUGGGAAGAUGGAACAUCGAGAGGGACAGUUGGCUGCAUUAAGAGCUCAGAGGGAAGCUAAGAAGGAUGAGGGCAAAGAGAGUGAAGUGGAUGAACGAGAGAAAGACUGUGAGACACUAAUAGAAGAGUACGGGCAGGUCAUUAAACUAGUGCAACAGGAAUGUGAAUAUCGAGAGGAAGUGUUGGAACAGCUCGCAGCAUACGAGGAGAAGAUGAAAACGGUUGAGAUCAUAGAGCUAGCACUGGAGUCUACGAGUGCCGCCGCCGCCGGUGGGAAAGGAAAAGGAGGAGGCGGAGGAACGGUUGGUCAGCCGAUUGAUCUCUACGCAGACCCUCUUAGAGUGGCUGCUGCUCUGAUACCCCCACGUAGUAAGGUAUCGGUCAUAGGCAAACCUCAUACCGUUACUACUGACGACGAGGCGAAAGACUCUGAAGCAGCAGCUCCACCACCGGGGGAGCCCUUCUCGUUAAUACUACCCCUUCGUGUGAUAGAUAGAGAUGAGAGAGUUAGAACAGCCCUCCGGACAUGUACGUGA